AAUGAUCAGUGAGUGGGAGAAGCCUGUUGCAUGGAAAGUUAAGAGAGGGGCUGUGCUUCUGCACGAAUGCGUGUCCGCGCCUGAAGGAAUACACCUAUUUUUAUUGAGGGCCCAAUCAGUGGGCAAAAACCCCCCAAAACCCAAAUAUCAGCCAACCGGUGCUGUGUCCCCGCCCUUGUUCCUCCCUCGCUGUCAAUAUUUGGAGAAGGCCGUUUGCUGAGCGUAGCCGAGUUUUAGGUUUCUUCUUUUCCAGCGUUAUGGCAGAUUCUUCCGGUCUAUCUGUAAGCAAACUACAUUGUGCUGUGCAGAACAGAUUUCCCAACCUGACUACAGAUUGCCUUUGCCUUCAUGCAUACGCUUAUGAUUAGUAUUAGACCAUCUAAAACUUGGGAAUUAUGUUCAGAUGUAAGGCUUUCCGCUUGGCAGAGAGACAUUGGUUUAAAUGGGCAAAGAAAAACACUACUUGUGUUCAGAGCUACAGGACUGACCAAAAGAAUACUGGGGGAACAAUACUAAGUGCAUAUCAGCCCAUGAUUAUGGGAGAAGAACUGCCCAGUGUUUUGAUCUCUGAAAUAGGAGGCACAUUUGGUAUAUUAGAAAGCCAUGUAGAGUUUCUCAAGAAGCAUUUCAAUCUCAUCACCAUGAAAGAGUUUCACAAAAACAAAGAAGAACUCCAUGAAAGGAUCAAAUCUAUUUUUGUAUUUGAGCGUAGACCAGUCAUUGACCCAGAGCUUCUUGAAAGUCUGCCCAACCUAAAGGUGAUUGGAAACUCAGGAGUAGGAGUGAAUCAUUUGAAUUUGAAAUUAAUUACUAGCUUUGGUGUUAAAGUGACCAACACUCCACAUGCUGUUUCUGAUUCCACUGCGGACAUUGGGAUGGCGUUAAUGCUAGCAUCUGCCAGAAGAUUAGUUGAAGGUUGUUGUCUUGCAACAUCUCCAGAUACUACACAUUUUGCUGUUAAUUGGCUAGGAGUAGAAGUCAGCAGGGCCACUCUUGGUAUCAUUGGAAUGGGCAGUAUUGGUUAUAAAGUAGCCAAAAGGGCAAAGGCUUUUGACAUGAAGAUUCUCUAUCAUAAUAGGAAUCGCAGAAAAGAGGAAGAAGAACAAGAAGUUGGUGCCACAUAUUGUAAAAACAUUGAUGACUUGCUUCAGCAGUCUGAUUUUGUGAUGUUGGUUGUUAGUUUGACACCAGAGACUCACAAUCUCAUUGGAAAGAGAGAGCUAGAACUGAUGAAACCCACAGCUACACUCAUCAAUAUCUGCAGAGGUGCAGUUGUUGACCAGGAUGCAUUAGUAGAAGCACUCCAAAAUGGGGUUAUUAAGGCUGCAGCUCUGGAUGUGACAUAUCCUGAGCCAUUGCCAAGAAAUCACUUGCUACUGCAGAUGAAGAAUGUCAUCAUAACUCCCCACAUUGGAACUGCUACAGUGCAAGCCCUACGCAUGAUGACAGAAGAAGCAGUAGAAAACAUCCUGGCAGUUCUCAAUGAUCUUCCUAUUCCUAGUGAAGUGAUCCCCAAAUGACUUGAUGGAGAAUAUAAAUAAUCAAUGGAUUAUCAAGAAAAGGACAUUAACCUCUAAGAAAUAAUGCAGCAUGACAAAUAUCCAGACAACUUAUUUCUAUCAGUUUUCAAAUACGUGAUUGUGAUUAUUUUUUGUAAUUAUAUUAAUCCCAUUGAAAAAAAGUUUGUUCUGAGGCUUUUGAGCAUGGUGAUUGGGUUUCUGAUUCUUUCAUCCCUUUAUCUGUACCAAAUAGAUAUACAUCCAGUCAUCUUUGUAAAAUGAGAACUACAUUUGGGAAUGGAGGUACUCUCCAAGUUUCUCCAAUUAACAAGUGCAUAUUGCUUUAAAUGCAAAUUCAUAAUAUUAAUCUUCAGAUAAUUCAACAAAUUCAUAAGAUGCUAAGGCUUAGGACUUUCACAUCAAAGUUCAACCCCAAACAACUUAAGAAUGUGAGUCAUUCCCGCACAGAAAUAUUUAUUAUUUAAGAUAUUAGUUUUCAUGUUUGAAAUGGUCUCUCUUCUGCAGUGGUUUUUUUUUUUUUUUUUAAUCUGCGCUCAGUCAUUACCGACUCUGCAGUGACCACUUGGAUGAGUCUUUGCAGUUUUCAAGGCAAGGUGUUUCGGAAGUGGUUUGCCAGUGCCUCCUAUUGCCAUCUUUUGACAAUUACAAGAAGAAGAGAACAGAACAGAAAUAUAGGAGACCAUACUGCCUGUCUUGCAGUUUUGGCUUUCUAGGCUAGAUGAGAGGUUGCUUAGAACUGUCAAAUUUUAUUCGCCCACAUUUAUUGAAUAAACCCCAGUUGACUGAGUUCACACAACCCACUAAGCCAUAUAAAUAUUAUUAACUAAUUGCAAUGGCUGAAUUGGCACAAAAACAACCAAAACAUAAUACUACCAGGCAGGACAUGAAUCUAGGCAUAGUUUCCUGAUUUUGACUGGAAAGUAGUGACUGCUAAAGCUCUCAAAUUUUUCAUGGCAUUCAAAAGCUGACUCCAUUAAUGAUAUAAUUGAUGAUAUAACAGCAUUUAAAAAGGUCCUAACAGCAAAUAGUUCUGAACAGGCUUGUUUUUUUUAUGGAACAAACAAAAUACAAGACAAAAUUUGGAAAUAAGGAAAAGAAAAUUAAACAAAAAAGAGAAACAUGGGUGUUUGUAUUGGUGGCAGGGAAAGAAAGAAAUACAAAGCACUUUGAAAUAUACUUAUGCAGCAUUUGUAAAGAUAAAGGAAAUCUGUUCAAAAAAUAAUAUAGUUAAGAAAAGUGAUCAGAUUUGAAUAAACGUUUUGCGGUAAUUAUAGAGAUCUUCAAAACCCUUGCAGUUGUAUUAAUUUUCAAUCAAACCAAUAGUCCAUGCCUUUAAAUUCCAUUCAUCCAAAAAAAUCCCCUUUUAGGAUGUACUAAAACAGAUGUUUAAUCAUUGAUUAUUUUUCUUCUAUUUUUAAUUUAAUCCAUGUAAUUUUCCCUAGUCCGCAGUAUAAAGCUUCUAAUAAGAAAUUUAGUAUUUUCAAAUAGGAUCAGUAUUUUCAAACAGUAUCCUGAUCCAUAAAGAGACUUGAAUGAUAACUUAGAGUACUCAUGCAGCAGUUCUGCAAUCAUUUUACUUAGGAAGUAAAAAAACAGUAUUUUUGCUCUUUGUCUGUACCUACAUAAUUUCUGUAAAAUAAUGAGAUUAAAAUCCAAUAAAGAAAUACAUUAUGGUU
Messenger RNA from Python bivittatus (Burmese python), 3196 nucleotides. RefSeq lists its product as uncharacterized. Gene Ontology annotation, cellular component: cytosol. The record is from RefSeq and is a predicted model, not a curated record. NCBI's taxonomy places the organism in Eukaryota, Metazoa, Chordata, Lepidosauria, Squamata, Pythonidae. Gene Ontology annotation, molecular function: hydroxypyruvate reductase [NAD(P)H] activity; glyoxylate reductase (NADPH) activity; NAD binding.